UCAAGCCAAUUCAACGCAACGAUGAACAGAGAGAAAGAGGUGUAUGUUGCAUGCGAUCUGAGUGACGGCUUUCAACUUGUCACCAGUGGUACGACUAGUGCAUGCGUUUGGGUCUCCACCAACAUGACAAACUACUUUUUUGCUAGAAACUCAUGCAGAGGGAAAUCAGCUUAUCUGUACACAGUGAAAACGAUUGGAAAGCUGGAGAUUCUUCAGAAGAACUAUGACAGCACAAGCCUCUGGGUGGGUCUGAAUGACAUCGAUGUUGAAAACGUUUUCAGAUGGGAGGAUGAUAACACUAUUUGUGACAGCACAUGUAGGGGGCAAGUGUUUGCUCAAGGUGAACCUAAUAAUGAAUACGACGAAGAAGACUGCGUACACUAUUACAACUCAUAUAGACCGUCUCCAUUUUUAAAUGAUAAGAAUUGUUUUACUAACCUAGCUUAUAUUUGUGAAAAACCUUUAUUUAACAUGUAUUGAACACAAAAUAUUUAUAUAUUUAUGUUAUACGUAAGCACUAGAAGGAUGACUGUAAAGAAACUACUAAUUAUUAGUUCACUUUCUUAUGAAUACAUUAUUAAUAUUAUUGUGUCAAACUAGACUGUUUAAUACUUAUGCUACUAAUACCUAAACUACACGUCCGGCUUAAAAGUGGACGACCUGUACUCUCCUGCGCUCUAAGGCGUCUACUAUUGAUGUACUGGCACCGUGCUAUUUGUAGUACUUCCACGUUGGUCAUAUAUCUUACCUCCUCACUGUGAUAAUUGAAGUGUAGAAUGAGUACUAGUCCGUUUUAUUUGUAUUUUGUUUUAUUUUUAUCUAUGCCUGCUUUUGUAUUGUUUGUAAGUAGUUCCCCCUUUCAGACUUUGCAAUCUAUAGGGCAUAUGAUAAUGAGUGUCACGUGGCCAGCACAACGACCAACCGCCUUUACUUUCCCCAACUUAAGUCAGGUACCAUCAGAGUUGGGUGGACACAGGGGCGCCCAAAAAAUCCUGAAAUUCAAAAUCCCAGUCUUCACUGAGUUUCGAACCCAGAAUCCCAGGUUUCGGAAGCCAAGCGCGUAAUCACUCAGCCACUGCGCCUUGUGUGGCAUUAGUGCCAUGUGGAAAAUCAGAAGAUCUAUUUAAAUUGUUUUAAAGGUUAAAAAUUUAACCCGCGGGCCAUAUAUGACCAUUGACUCAACUUUCUCUGGCCCCACGGAACUGCAGUCCAACAGUAUAUAAUGCAACGUAAGAGGCUCAGUUCGGUUGGACGCGACAACUUUUUCCCCAUAAUGCACAAGGUGACAAGACCUAUUUGGUCUCUUGGCCGGAAAAGAUUUGGUCUUAAUGACUCGCACAAGGAAGAUUGUUGAAUUUCUAGAUUUUUAUUUUUUACUAUAAAUGAACGUCUGAAAAAAUGCAGAGGCGUAGCUAGGGUGGGGGGAAGGAGGGGGAGAAUUUGAAAAUCCCCCCUGGGCCUCAAAUGAGUGUUUUUUUUUCAUUGAAUAUUAAAUAUUACGAAAAAAAUGCAGGGGCUCCCAAAGAGGUCAAGCCCCUCUCCCUGGCCUCCAAAUGAUGGCGAAUUCCUAACUACGCCACUUGUGUAACGGAAAUAAAAGUCUAAGUAACGCUACAUGAAGUAUUACUGAAGUUCAUUCCUAAAUGUCAUUAGUGAUUUUCUUUAAAAAUAUACUUUAAUAAAACUUUUAAACAUUUGCAAAUCCCCUAUUCUACUAGUUGACCAAAUAUGAAUGUACAUUUCAUUUGCACUGCUGUGAUGUUUCUUAGGAGUCAUAAACUAUGAUAAAAACUAGUCAAUAAUAAAGAUACUAUUAUUAUUAA
Biomphalaria glabrata is the source of this 1823-nucleotide messenger RNA. RefSeq names its product C-type lectin domain family 4 member E-like. The transcript has 3 exons. Bases 22 to 480 code for a protein of 152 amino acids. Lineage: Eukaryota; Metazoa; Mollusca; Gastropoda; Planorbidae. The record is from RefSeq and is a predicted model, not a curated record.